AUGGCAAGUAGACUAACUUUGACGCUUCGCGACCCUUCCCUAUUUACUUGUGAUGCUUUUAUUGACGCGGUUUGGAUUGAAAAGUCCAGACAAUUCCAGUACUUGGCCGAUUUCAAGGGAGCAAUCGAUAGUGCGGCCAAGGCACAAAUAUUCUUUUACAAAAGCACCACCAGUCCUCGACAACAGCUUCUACGAACUUGGUAUGAUGCUAUUGAGCACAAUGCUGAUGACCUGGCAACCAUUCUUUGUUAUGAUAAUGGAAAGACAUUUGCAGAAUCCAAGGCCAAAAUUCACUAUGCAUCAAGUUUCAACCAUUGGUUUUCGGAAGAAGCAUCGCGCACUUAUGGCGAUACCAUUCCUUCUAGUCAAGAGGAUACAAUUAUGAUGACAUUCACGGAGCCAGUCGGCGUUUGCGGCUUUAUUACCCUAUGGAACUUCCCUGCCGCCAUGAUGACGAGAAAGGCGGGUCCUGCGUUAGCCACAGGCUGCUCCGUAGUGGUUAAGCCGCCAUCCGAAACGCCACAUACUUGCUUUGCGCUAGUCAAAUUGGCCAUCGACAGACCGUUCGGCAUCUUUGGAGUGGGCACAAAACCCCAAAGUCGCAAAGCUCGCUUCACUGGCUCCACUGGCGUCGGUAAAAUGCUUGCAGAGUUGGCUGCAAAGACGCCCAAGGGGGAGAGCCUGGAGCUCGGAGGAAACGCACCAUUCAUUGUAUUCAACGAUGCGGACAUUGAGCUUGCGGUCGAGGGGGCUAUGAUCUGUAAAUUUCGAUGUACGGGGCAAGCUUGUGUUCGGUAUGUUGAGCGUGCUGUCUCUAUGAAGGGACGAUUCCGGCAAAGCCCUUGCCAACCGACUUAUGGUCCAAGAAGGAAUUGCCCCGAAGUUUACGGCUGCGCUGGUACUGGCGUGGAGCAGCUGCAAAUGGGGCUAGGUAUUGAGGCCGCGACGACUCAGGGUCCAUUGGUUAUUGCCACGCGGUCAGCUAAGAGGAGGAGCAUGUACAAGAUGCUGUUGCAAAACGGGUGUGUGGAGACUGGAGGCUUCCGACCAGAUCGGCCCGGAUUCUUCUAUGCACCUACUGUGGUCUCGGGUGUAACUCGCGAUAAGAAAGUCGCCAGCCAGGAGACCUUUGGGCCUUUAGCCCCAAUAGUUACGUUCAAGACUGAGGAAGAGGCAGUCCAGCUUGCCAACGUCACUAAAUUCGGACUUGCCGGGUACUUUUUCUGUCGAAACGUGGGACGGGUGCUGCGUGGCGCGUCGCGUGCAGUGCAGGAUGUUAGGUGUCAACACAGGUCGUAUCAGUGCGUGCGAAACCCCUUCGGGGGUAUCAAGGAGAGUAGGUAUGGGCGAGAAGGGAGCAAGUAUGGUAUGGAUGAGGAUCAUCAAAUUUUUAAGCCGAUUACAAUUAGGAAUACGCAGGCAUAG
Messenger RNA from Aspergillus alliaceus, 1425 nucleotides. Its product is annotated as Aldehyde/histidinol dehydrogenase. The record is from RefSeq and is a predicted model, not a curated record. Gene Ontology annotation, molecular function: succinate-semialdehyde dehydrogenase (NAD+) activity. Bases 1 to 1425 code for a protein of 474 amino acids. NCBI's taxonomy places the organism in Eukaryota, Fungi, Ascomycota, Eurotiomycetes, Eurotiales, Aspergillaceae. The transcript has 6 exons.